GUCGGGACUGUGCGCAGUGGAGCGGGCGGGGAGGCGCGCCGGCGGCGGCGGCGGCAGCAGCAGCAGAGGAGGAGCAGGAGGAGGAAGAGCCGGAGCCGCAGCGGCCGGAGGCGGGAAGGAGGAGCGCGCUGGUCUGCCUUCGCCAGCGCCGCCGGAGCCUCGCCCAGUCCGAUGUGCCUCCUGCGGCGGCGGCGCUGCUGCUGCUGAGCCAGCCGACGUGCCGGCCGAGCCUUGCCGCCUCCCGCAGUCCGAACAUGGCCACCCCGGCCACCUGCACCCGCUUCACCGACGAAUACCAGCUCUACGAGGAGCUCGGCAAGGGUGCUUUCUCAGUGGUACGGAGAUGCGUGAAAAAAACCUCAUCUCAAGAAUUUGCUGCAAAGAUCAUUAAUACCAAGAAGCUGUCAGCAAGAGAUCAUCAGAAACUAGAGCGGGAAGCUCGAAUCUGCCGGUUAUUAAAACACCCAAAUAUUGUGCGGCUCCAUGAGAGUAUUUCAGAAGAAGGUUUCCAUUACCUUGUAUUUGAUCUGGUGACUGGGGGGGAGCUAUUUGAAGAUAUUGUUGCCAGGGAAUACUACAGUGAAGCCGAUGCUAGCCACUGCAUUCAUCAGAUUUUGGAGAGCGUCAAUCAUAUUCAUCAACAUGAUAUUGUACAUAGGGAUUUAAAGCCUGAAAACUUGCUCCUUGCCAGUAAGUGCAAGAGCGCUGCUGUCAAACUGGCUGACUUCGGACUUGCAAUUGAAGUACAAGGAGAACAGCAGGCAUGGUUUGGAUUUGCAGGUACUCCGGGUUACCUCUCUCCUGAGGUCUUAAGAAAAGAUCCUUAUGGAAAGCCAGUGGAUAUAUGGGCAUGUGGAGUUAUUCUGUAUAUAUUACUUGUUGGAUAUCCUCCAUUUUGGGAUGAAGAUCAGCAUAAACUGUAUCAGCAGAUCAAGGCAGGGGCCUAUGAUUUUCCUUCUCCAGAGUGGGAUACUGUGACCCCAGAAGCAAAGAAUUUAAUCAACCAGAUGCUGACGAUAAACCCUGCAAAGCGCAUCACAGCAGAUCAGGCACUUAAGCACCCAUGGGUCUGUCAACGAUCAACAGUCGCUUCUAUGAUGCACAGACAGGAGACUGUGGAAUGCUUGAGAAAGUUCAAUGCCAGAAGAAAACUGAAGGGUGCAAUCCUUACCACUAUGCUGGUGUCUCGGAAUUUUUCAGUUGGCAGGCAGAGCUCCGCCCCUGCUUCGGCCGCCAUGAGUGCUGCCGGCCUGGCUGAGCAAGCUGCCAAGAGCUUACUGAACAAAAAGUCAGAUGGAGUAAAGAAAAGGAAGUCAAGCUCCAGCGUACAUUUGAUGCCACAGACCAACAACAAAGCCAGUGUAGUAAGCCCAGCAAAAGAAACGCCCCCAGUGCAGAUGUCCAUGGAACCACAAACUACGGUUGUCCACAAUGCUAAUGAUGGCAUAAAGGGUUCUACAGAGAGCUGCAAUACCACAACUGAAGAUGAAGAUUUGAAAGCUACUGCUACACUGUCUUAUGAAGAGAAGCUUCUUGCCUGGGAUAGCCCAGGGCAAACAGUGGAGUUGGAUCGUGCUCAGUCGGAGCCUGUCCUAACUCCAGUAGUUCCAUUUGCAUUUAACAGUCUAUCAUUGCGUAAGCAAGAAAUCAUCAAGAUUACAGAGCAGCUGAUCGAAGCAAUCAACAAUGGAGACUUUGAAGCUUACACGAAGAUCUGUGAUCCUGGGCUGACCUCAUUUGAACCUGAAGCACUGGGAAACCUCGUGGAGGGGAUGGACUUCCACAAGUUUUACUUUGAGAACUUACUGUCCAAGAACAGCAAACCAAUCCACACUACCAUCCUGAAUCCCCAUGUUCAUGUUAUUGGUGAUGAUGCAGCAUGUAUUGCCUAUAUCCGUUUGACCCAAUAUAUCGAUGGCCAGGGCCGGCCUCGCACCAUGCAGUCCGAAGAGACCCGUGUCUGGCAUCGCCGUGAUGGCAAGUGGCUGAAUGUACACUACCAUUGUUCCGGGGCUCCUGCAGCUCCGCUCCAAUGAAGCUAAAAAUGGCAGUUUUCGGAGAUACUCAGCGGGAGGGCAAUAUCUUCUCAGCAAGCAGCUCUGGAGUACCUGAAUUACAGCAACGGUCAUAUUCGUUUUGACGUUUAAAGAAAUAUGAAUUACAAACCGGCAGCAGCCAAAUGCACGAAACCCUGCAUGAAUCUGAUGCUCCAGGUGCUGCCGCCUUUCUGUUGUUUUUCCAUGGAUCCAUCGUGUCUGUUUCUGCUGUAUGAAGGUGUCUUAUAAAUCCUGAGGGAAACCCAUAUUGUUUGUAUAGAAAAGAGAUCAUCUGCGAUGGAGUAUCCAGCACCUCCCCUGCAAGGCGGAUGACGGAGCAACAGCUGUGAAGCAUCUUUCAGAAUUGGAGCAAAGAAAGGGAGAGAGAAAGAGUUUAAGGGCGAGAGACGGUGCCUCUUAGGCAGCAGGAUGUUGUAGGCCCAGUGGAAAUUGACCUUGUCUUCGGGUUAUGCUGCUGCUUUAAUCAGUGAGUUACGGCCGAUGGUGGCGACCUCACUAGGGCCAGCAUAAAGAAAGGGGUAAAGCAGAAGGAGGACUUUUCUUACACUGCUGCCAUCCAGCAACCAACUGGAGCCCAAACAUCAGCAGUAAAGACGAGCCAAUGGCUACUGGCUCCCACUGAUGGAUUGGAUAAAAAUGAACAAGAAUGUUUUAAGGAACAAGUACGAGCUGGUUUUGUUAGCAUAGGAGCUUCAGAGAUGCACUGAUUUUUACAAACAGCCACUCCUCGAUGAUGUAAGUCAACUUAUAAGGGUAGAAUUUAAAAGCAAAUAAUCUUAAGAGGGCAAAAAAUUAUGUGAAUGGCUUACUUUAUUUUAUUUUUUAUUGUUUAGAAUAGAUGGGAUCCAGAGUGCUGCAGAAUAUGUGCUCCUUAGGAAACAGUUGAAAAGCUUUGUUACACUCCGCCCUGAAGAUUUGCACACACAUGCAUUUGCUUCCUGUAUGGUGUGUAAUUUAGUCUGUGUGUUAUACUAAAAUACUAUAUUAUCUAUGAAUUUAAAAAAAAUCUCUCUAUAAUUAUGGGGCUAGCUGGUUUCCCAGUUUGAUUUGUUUUCUGAUAAAACUAGCAAAGGGAACCAGCAACUUCCAGAAGUGCUUUUUUCAGUAGCCCAAUCUAUUUGACAUUGCUUUAUUUCCUGUUGUUAUGUAGGUUUUUUGGGUUGUUUUAACCACAUAAAUGUAGAACUUUUGCAUCAACCAUAUUUAUUGUCUUUGCUACAAAGAAAGCAAGUAAUGUUCUUUAUUUCCUACAUCAGAAGUGUUUGUCAGCUUUAUGGUUUGACUAUUAUUUUUUCAGUUUCUGAGUAGAAGUGGGAUAAAAGCCUUCCCAAUAAAUUUCCAAGAUCAGAUUUACACCAUGACAUUCUCUGCCCCUUGUGUACAAUGCACAUCAAACAUUUUUAUGUUCAUUCAUUAGAUCUGAGAACAUGGAAUUCCAUUAAGUCGUUCCCUUUGUACCUGAAAUAGUACUGAGAAUAAUUUUGCUGUCUAAUUAAAUAGAAAAUAGAGGGUGAAUUUAAUGGAGUUUAGGAAAAUACAGAGCUUCAGUUUCAAUAUGAAUUGGAAGGGAAAUGCCUUUUUCUGUUCUUCUAAUGAGAAACUCCUAACUCAGCUCCAUAAUAUUUAUGAUAGCUUAUGACUCAGUGCAGGAAAAAAGCAUUCCUUCUUGCAGAGAUUUGUGCAAAAUUUCAUUUUCCUUUAUAAAGAGAAGGAAUAUUUUCUCAAACGAGAGAGAUGUUCUGCUGGGACUAAAGAACCUGUGGCACUUCAGUUGUUGCUGGCCACAUCUCCCAGUAUCCCUCACCAUUGGUUUGUGAGCUGGGGUUAUGGGUAAAGUUAAUUCAACAGCAUCUGGAAGGUGACAAAAACUUCACCUUUUCUCAUAAAUUUAAUGUAGAACAUAUCUAGGACUAAGUGUGUGAAGUAAUAAAACCCCUGAUAACUUUACUAGGAUUUUUAAGAAUAAUGUUACAAAGUGAGGAACAGGAAAUUAGUUACACUGCGUAAUAAAAGAUGUGCAUGCUUCUAGGUCUGAUCUUUUCUUGUCUUUAUCUGAUUAUUUAUAAUAAUCCCUCUGUAUUGAGUAUCUGCAUCCUUAAAACAUAUUUUUGGAACCGUUUGAGUUGUUUUGUCUUUGUUUUUACCGUCUGUAAGAUCUGUUCCAAUUUAAUGAGAAUCUUAGCUUGGUAUGGCCAUUAUCAAACACAGCUAUAGACCUUUGGCUUUCUUAAUGUUCUCCUAUGAGGUUAAUGUAAGCAUCUAUAUCAUGUCCAGUUUUACACAGGAAAUGGAACACGUUUGAUGCAAUUUUUUUGCAUGAUAGUGAAAUAAUAAAAUAAAGUUAGUUUUUUUUCCUGAAUGUUAAUAGAACCUUCAUAGCUUUGUUACAAUGAAACCUUGAACUGAACAUAUUUAAUAAAAUAACAUUUAAAUGGUGCAAAAUAUCAGAAA
Pantherophis guttatus is the source of this 4508-nucleotide messenger RNA. It is a transcript of the gene CAMK2G, whose product is annotated as calcium/calmodulin dependent protein kinase II gamma. Gene Ontology annotation, molecular function: ATP binding; calmodulin binding; calcium/calmodulin-dependent protein kinase activity. Gene Ontology annotation, biological process: protein phosphorylation. Lineage: Eukaryota; Metazoa; Chordata; Lepidosauria; Squamata; Colubridae. The record is from RefSeq and is a predicted model, not a curated record.